Molecule: messenger RNA, 318 nt
Organism: Nyctereutes procyonoides (raccoon dog)
Lineage: Eukaryota; Metazoa; Chordata; Mammalia; Carnivora; Canidae
Gene: PROK1
Product: prokineticin 1
Exons: 3
Coding region: 1-318 (105 amino acids)
Source: RefSeq, a predicted model, not a curated record
AUGAGAGGUGCCAUGCGAGUUUCAAUCCUGUUCCUCCUGGUGACUGUGUCGGACUGUGCCGUGAUCACGGGGGCCUGUGAGGGGGAUGUCCAGUGCGGGGCAGGCACCUGCUGUGCUGUCAGCCUGUGGCUGCGUGGGCUUCGGAUAUGCACCCCACUGGGGCGGGAAGGAGAGGAGUGUCACCCCGGCAGCCACAAGGUCCCCUUCUUCAGAAAGCGCCAGCACCACACCUGCCCCUGCCUGCCCAACCUGCUGUGCACCAGGUUCCUGGACGGCAGGUACCGCUGCUCCGCAGACUUGAAGAACAUCAACAUUUAG